Hippoglossus stenolepis (Pacific halibut) is the source of this 1482-nucleotide messenger RNA. RefSeq names its product C-X-C chemokine receptor type 5. Gene Ontology annotation, biological process: G protein-coupled receptor signaling pathway; chemotaxis; immune response. NCBI's taxonomy places the organism in Eukaryota, Metazoa, Chordata, Actinopteri, Pleuronectiformes, Pleuronectidae. The record is from RefSeq and is a predicted model, not a curated record. Gene Ontology annotation, cellular component: membrane. Gene Ontology annotation, molecular function: chemokine receptor activity. Bases 152 to 1258 code for a protein of 368 amino acids. The transcript has 2 exons.
CUUCCGUAUUGGCCUCAUCGCUCGGCCCGGGAUGUUGCCCCUCGCUAAACCCCCAGAGAAGAAAUACAUAAGAACCAGCAUUAACAGGAAGUUCAGCCCAUUUCACUACGGCAGCGAGAGAUAAACAUUCCAGUGACCAAGAUUUAUCGACAUGGCAGUGACAAUGACUUUUACAGAUUUCACGCAGGACCUUGGAGAAAAUGACAAUGACACAGACUACGUUUAUCAUAACUUCUCCGGCUUCGUAGACUACACCUGUGAGGAAGAAGAGCAGGGCCUGCAGACCCUCGGUGCUGCGUUCCAGCCGGUGUUGUACAGCCUGAUCUUCCUGCUGGGUGUGGUGGGGAACGGCCUGAUGAUCACGGUCCUCCUGAGACGUUGGCGCUUACUGCGCAUCACUGAGAUCUACCUACUUCACCUCGCCCUGGCGGACCUCAUGCUCCUCUUAACGUUUCCUUUCGAUGUGGUCGACCUCGUCACUGGUUGGGUGUUCGGGGAGUUCCUCUGCAAGCUGGUGGGCCUGAUGAAACAUCUCAAUCUCCUCUGUGGGAGUUUCCUUCUAGCUUGCAUUGGGUUUGAUCGGUACUUGGCAAUCGUUCAUGCCAUUCCCAGUAUGCGAAAUCGGCGUCCGAGAGCAGUGCAUGUAACUUGCAUUUCACUGUGGCUUGUCUGUCUGGGUUUAUCAGUACCAAAUGUUGUGUUUCUCACUGUGAGAAAGGACGACACUAACACCUCCAGCCUCUCCUGUUUCUAUUAUCAUCACGAUAUCCAUGGACACAACUGGGUUUUGACCGCCAGAGUCUUUGAUCAUGUUUCCUUCUUCCUACCUCUGACUGUCAUGAGCUACUGCUACACAGCAGUGGUGGUUACUUUGUGCAAGAGUCAGAAAAGCCAAGCAAAGCAAGGAGCCAUACGACUGGCUAUAGUUAUCACUCUUGUCUUUUGCUUCUGCUGGCUCCCAUAUAACAUCACCUUACUGAUAGAAACUCUGGUAGACCUGGAGGUCAUCUACUAUGAAAGCUGUCAACCUUAUAUCGCGCUGAAAGCCGCCCACGAGGUGACCAAGGGUCUGGGUUUCUCCCACUGUUGCCUGAACCCCUUCCUUUAUGCCUUCGUUGGGGUGCAGUUUCGAAAAGAGUUAAAUCGGUUACUGCGUCAACUUGGCUGCGGCCUGGUUUGUCUGCCGUUCAUCGGAAGUCAGGGUCAAAGUCGACCGUCCACCUCUGAUGGAGCAACAACCAUGAGCAUGACAAUCUAAACGGAAAAUAAAUCUAAAUAAACUCUUGUACAAUGCUUCUGUUCUGUUACAUUUCACGUGUGGUGAUAAAUCAUGUUCAAAUCUUUCCAGAUGUGCUGAUAAUACAGUACCCAUUGUAUUUUACAGAUGUUUUAUUUUCCCAGGUUAUUGAUGGCUGAAUCUGUAUUUGCUUGUAUUUUAGCAGCUGCAAAUUGAAUUUAAUAAAGAUUUAAUAUGUUAUACAA